UGCGCCGUAUUAUAGCAGUGAAAAUGAAGUGGAACGUUGCCAGUGGUUGGGGCAGUACCUAUACAGAUAGUCCAACAUCCACAAAUCUUCGAUAUACCUACCUAAGAACUAUCAGAACUAGAUUUUGCACUGCCUUUUUUCCUCAACUGCCUCCUAAUGCAAUCCUAUGCGCUAGCACUCUAAGAGGCAGCUCCACCUGUCAUGGUGAUUCUGGCGGUCCUCUGGUCACUUCCGAUGGUUCCCGACUUAUUGGUAUUAGCUCCUUUGUCACUGGCAACUGCGAGAGUCGCUUUCCUGCUGGAUUCACUCGAAUAACCCAUGUGCGAGAUUGGAUUAACCGAAUGACAGGCAUAUAAACAACUUAAUUUGCUUACAUUAUCCGUUAAGAUUUAUAGCAAAUAUAAUAAAAGAAAUGACUAAUUCAAAUGAA
Drosophila innubila is the source of this 430-nucleotide messenger RNA. RefSeq names its product serine protease 3-like. NCBI's taxonomy places the organism in Eukaryota, Metazoa, Arthropoda, Insecta, Diptera, Drosophilidae. The record is from RefSeq and is a predicted model, not a curated record. Gene Ontology annotation, molecular function: serine-type endopeptidase activity. The transcript has a single exon. Bases 24 to 356 code for a protein of 110 amino acids. Gene Ontology annotation, biological process: proteolysis.